Messenger RNA from Cladocopium goreaui, 762 nucleotides. Lineage: Eukaryota; Dinophyceae; Suessiales; Symbiodiniaceae. The record is from the annotation of a GenBank genome assembly.
AUGGAGUCACCAGCAGGGGAGUGGCGCGGCCAAGCCAUCACCAAGCCGCAUUUGUACUGGGUGGUGCCAGCUGACCCUAUGAAGGAUGACCGCAGCCUGGCCAAACUUGUAAGUGAUGAGGUGAAGCCCACGAAAACUGCAGCAGCAGUUGAAGAUCCUACGCCCUUGCAAUGUGAAGUCCCCGAAGUGUCCACAACAUCGUCUUCGAGCACACAGAGUACAUGUCCGACAGCGGUCCAAGUGAAACCAAUGCCUGAUGCUGUGGCCCAUUCGGAGACACCCACGGGUUCCGCCGGAGUGAAACCAAUACCUGAUGCUGUGGUCCAUUUUGAGCCACCCACGGGUUCCGCCAGUGCUGCAGUGAAGAGACCGCAGAAAACAAGUAGUGAGAAAACAAAAAAACAUGGCAAAAAGCGCAAACCAGUAGAAGAUCCAGAAACACCUGAGGAAAAGCCCAAGAAGAUUUUGCCAGAAGGCUGUGGCGGUUUUACCACAAAAGCCAUGUCAUGUCAGAUUUGUUCCCGGCCGCGGGAGGUUGACCAAAGAGGCUCCGCGUGCCCAACUUGUUUGCAAAUCAUGCGGGGCAAAGAUUUUAACGUCCGCAGUAUCUCCAAAGUGCAGGCUGACAAGGCCAUGCACGUUGCAAUUCGAUCCAAGUCUUUGGAGAUGAAACCCAUCCGUUCACAGCAGCAGGAAGAGCACCUUCGGAACACACUUUCCCAGGUGGAAAAGUACCUUAAAGAACUCAAGCGCAUGGUUUAG